This is a messenger RNA of Symbiodinium sp. CCMP2456, 1272 nucleotides long. The record is from the annotation of a GenBank genome assembly. Lineage: Eukaryota; Dinophyceae; Suessiales; Symbiodiniaceae.
GCAGCUCCGAAAUUUUUCGAUCCUCUCGAAGACACGGAGGACUACAUGCCGCUACAGCGAGCGGGUACAGUGGCCUUCCCCCGGGCUCUCGAGAAAGAUCCAUGCAGAGCACAAGGCUCUUUCUGCAAGAGGCGGCGAGCGCUCGUCUGCCGGUUCCUUACGGACUUCUGCCAGAUGGUCUGGCCAAAGCUGUCAGGCGCGGUGAAAAAGAUCAUGGAUGAGCAGGUGUGCGAGGCACUGACGAAGGCAUCAGCUCAGCUUCCGGACUCAAUACGAGGAGAAGUUGCGCAUUCGAUUUGCUUCGGGGAGUCUGCACCCAGCAUCCAAGAGGUCUACAGUUGGCGGGAGCAUCCGUGCAUCAAAGACGGCAUCGAGGUGUGCGGCAAGAUGCAUUGGGAUGCUGCAGUGGACUUGCAGAUCACGGUGGGUCCCAUCAAAGUGGGCAUCGAUCGGAUUUACCUAGAAGGUGUUGGCUGUAUCAUCUUCCGACCCCUGAUGGACCAGGCGCCUAUCCUCGGGGGCUUCCACCUUUUCUACUGCUCGCCGCCCACUUUGAAAGUGCGGCUCACCGGCUUGGGGCCUCUGACCAGGUGGACUGCUGUUGACGCCACGGUGCAGAAACUCAUGGAGGACGCCUUCAACAUGGUGAUGGUUUUACCGCACCGGAUGACUCAGCGCUUCGCGAACACGAAGAUCGAUGACAUGCCGGACUUCCGCUGUCCACCCCCGCUGGGCAUUCUGCGAGUUCAGGCCUUACGUGCGCAGGGCCUGGUUGGCGUGGACUUGAACUUCCUAAGCUCUCGGACGAGUGACCCGUACUGUACCGUCACCGUGGGCGGCUGCACAAAGAGAACGGGAACGCGCCACAGGACUCUGGAGCCAAGCUGGGAGGAUGAAUCCCCCAUGGAGUUUCUGAUCUACCAUGAGCGGCAGAAUGUGACGCUUGCAGUCUUCGACGCAAACGUUCUGAAACAGGAUGUCCAGCUCGCCGGUUUGAAGGAGUCCUACACCGCUGCGGAGCUCGUGGCCCGCUGCACCACGCCCAGGUGGCUGACUUUAGACGCCACCGUCGCUGAUGCCUACGGCGCGAAGACGGAAGGAUCCGUUCAACUCCGUGUGAGCUACGUCGCACUGAGCCCCGAGGGCUCGGGCAAAGCGAAGGUGCUUGCCCUGAAGCUGGGUCGGCUGCAUGAUACACAUGCCGCCGACAUGGUGGGAAGCCGGCUCCGGCUGACGCUCGGUGAUAUCGAAAUUCAGUCGCGCCCAUGCAAG